Messenger RNA from Pyricularia grisea, 1961 nucleotides. RefSeq lists its product as uncharacterized. The record is from RefSeq and is a predicted model, not a curated record. Bases 185 to 1693 code for a protein of 502 amino acids. Lineage: Eukaryota; Fungi; Ascomycota; Sordariomycetes; Magnaporthales; Pyriculariaceae. The transcript is spliced from 2 exons. Gene Ontology annotation, molecular function: protein binding.
UCGUCCCCAUCUUGUCGUCAGUGAAAUACUACCUACCUUACCUACCUAGGGUCUGUUUGUCUUUGUAGAACGAGACUGCUCGCGAGACGAAAGAUAACACAAAACCUCUAUUUUUCCAUCAGGAGAUUCCUAUCGCUCCAACCUUUUCCACUUUGAUACAACUCUCGUACCAUAUCGACGUACAAUGGAGACGCAGGCAAUACCCCCGCCGACAUCUCUUUCGGAUCUUCCGAAUGAACUUCUGUCCCACAUCCUACGGUUCCUCGACUCUCGUCCACUUUCCGAACGCCGUCUACAUGAUGUAACACCACCGUAUGCUGAACAUGGUCACGUCGACCAUCCGGCACUCAAGAACUGCUCGCUGGUCAACAGACGCUGGCGCGCCGCCGUCCUGCCCCUACUGUUUCGCCACGUCCAAUGGCCCGUCGCCCACGAUGUGCUCCUCGGCCUCGAAGACGAUGGCGACCCAGUAGCUUCCAUUCCUACACUCGACUUCAUCCGCUCUCAUAACCUCCAGUACCAUGUUCGGACUUUUUCAAUGCUGGUGGAAGACAAUGUGACAUCAAAUGUGGCACCUAGAGAUGUAGCUGAGAGUUCUCAAGGGCAUGCACGCCGGAGCCGGAGCGAUGCGACCGAGUGGACAACCUACAAUCAAGACUACAACUGGCUGUGGGACGCAGUGUUUGAGCUGGUGAGCCCGUUACGCUUUACUCUAGUUACCACCCCACGAAUUUUGGCAACCCUGUUUGCCCGGUCGAUAUACGUCGGGGAUUCGUGGAGCUUCGGCCCUCAGUUGCACAUUCUCUCACUGUCUCGAGAGAGCCGUCAAACCAAGUCUGGAUCAUCGGUAGAAUCCACAGCCCUGUCAAGCGGCAGUACAAAUGGCACGGCAGAGCUAGCGUCUGCGCCCUACCCGACCAUAUCUCCAAAGACAACCCUCAAGCGCAUUCCCUGUACGCUCUUCACCGUGCGCCCUUGGACAAAGCUCCUCCUGAACGAGGGACCUUCGGUGCGCGUAUACAGCUCGUACGAGUUCUUUCUCAAGCGUCCGCCCUCCAUCCUUGGCGCUCUGCUCGGAUGCGAGAUGUACCCCAACGAUCAGCCACUCCUCCCGCCAUCGGUGUCAGACUUGUCGUACGUGGCGGCCUUCCCUCUGUCGACGCACGUGGGGGCGCUGGUGCGGAACCUGCCGGUACUGGAUAGACUCUUUGUGCAACUCGUGCCACGCGAGGACCGGCACACCGUGCUGCGUGACCACCAACUGAUGCGUAACGUCGACGCGGCAGACCUUUGGACGGAGCGCAACAGCGCUUACCAGCUCAUCAUCGGUGCCAUACUAGGUGGGCAGUGGGGCGACAACUGGAACUCACUCCGCGUGUUUGAGAGCGGUGACAGCGCAGACCGCGAGGCGUGGGAGUUGGCGACGCAGUAUGUCGAGAUGUCGGGGUCGGAUUGGCGGGUCGCGGGAGAUGGCAUCUUUGUGAAGACGGACAGGAAAGAAGAGGACCAUGAUGGAGAUUAUGGCCAAGCGGAUGAGGAAAACGACGAGGAUCCGGACUUUUAUGAAGACGAUGACGAAGAUGACGACAUCGGUUCCUUUGCAAAUUCGCCCUUCAUGAGGGGGCAGCUGAUACGGCUGUCUUUCAAUGGCACUUCGGAGUUGCCUGUUUCAAGCCAGUUGCUUUAUCGCUAAAAUUCGGCAAACUCCUGCUGUGUUUUGAUCGCGGUUCUUGCGAUAUUGGUUUACAGGUCGAGGACAAGGACCCUCACUGGAUUCUGCUGCUGAGCAGUCUAGGGCCAACUUUGGUAUUAGAACUAGUUGAAAUCACUGUCACUAGGUCAAUACGUAAACAUGAAUAAUAGGUAGCAGAAUUCUCAUGCGUGAUAGCGCGGGUAUCUAGGUAAGGUUAAGAUAGGUACACAAGCAAGGAGAUAGGUAAAUAGGUAAAAAUGUGCUGUUG